GAUCCGGAAGUGGUGGUGCGAUGGCGGAGCUGGUGCAGCGCGGGCUGGAGCGGCGGUUGCCGGAGUUGGAGCGGCUCGAGCGGGCGGGGCUACUGGGGCGCGCUGUUAUACGGAAGGUGACGGCGCUGGAGCACCGGGUGCAUAGGAGGGUGCUGAGCAAGGACAACUUCAUCGGCUACAUCCAGUAUGAAAUCAACUUUCUGCAGUUGGUGAAGCGGCGUCGAGCGAAAACCGGCUACCACUUUCAGAAAGAGGAGAUUGAAUAUGCCAUCGUUAACCGUGUCCAUGGCCUGUUCCAGCGAGCCCUGGCCAAGUGGAAGGGCGAUGUCCAGUUGUGGCUUUCCCACGUGGCUUUCUGCAAGAAAUGGAAUGCCAAGGUGAGGUUGAGCAAGGUGUUCACUGCCAUGUUGUCGAUACAUCCUGACAAACCAGAACUGUGGAUCAUGGCGGCAAAGUGGGAGAUGGAGGAGCGACUGUCGUCACACAACGCCAGGAACCUGUUCCUGCGAGCUCUACGCUACCACCCCGACACACACAAGAUGCACCACGAGUAUUUCCGCAUGGAGCUGAUGCACGCGGAGAAAGUCCGGAAAGAAGAGGAGCGUCUGGAGACGGCAACGGUGGAGCCGGGCGACUCUGUGUCUCGGGGGGACAUCGGCAGCGGGGAGCUGGCACGUCUGGUGUACAAGAACGCUGUGCAGACGGUCACCGGAGACGCCGACUUCCACGUGUCCUUCUGGAACAUCGCCGCACUCUUCACCUUCACCGGCCGCCUACAGGACGACAUCCUGGCAGACCUGCGGGAGCUGCACCCUCACCGGACACAGACGUGGGACUUCCUGGCGCGGCGAGAGCUGGUGCAGGGGUCAGCGGCCGGAGAGGGAGGGGCCAGAACCCCCGCAGAGCAGCCACGCAGGAGCAGCAAUGCAGCCGAGGUGGCGCGCAGGGAGCAGCGUUGCUGGGACAUGUACGAGCAGGCAGUGGGGGCCGUGCCCACAGCGCACAUGUGGAAAUGUUACCUGGCGUUGCUGGUGGGCAGUGGGCAGUGUGAGCGGGCACUGGUCGAGGCCGAGCGGAUGUGUACCGGUGCCGGCCGCUGUCUGCAGACCUGGCAGAGCGGGCUGGAGGUGUUGGUGGAGCAAGGCUGCCCCCGUGUGGCUGCACUGGUACAGCAGGCACUGCGAGAGGUCCCCCCUGCGGAGUGUUUGCCCCUGUGGCUCCUGUACCUGGAGUGGAGCGAGACCAACGACUGCCCUGACCACACCGAGACCCUCUACCAGAUGGCCGUGCGGUCAGUGGUUCCGGCCGUGGCGGUGCCGGUGAAGGAGCAAUACCUGGACUGGGGGCUGCGGACCGGCGGCUACAGGAAAGCCCGGCUGGUGUUUGCCCGUCUCCGGGAGGAACGGCCGUUUUCCCUGGAGUUCUUCAAAAUGAUCGCGAUCGAGAAGGACCAGGGUGGCGGGGACAUGCAUCGUCUGCGGGAGUAUUACGAGCGAGCUGUGCGGGAGUUUGGAUCAACUACCGCAGGCCUGUGGCUGGACUACAUUGGCGAGGAGCGUCGGCACGAGCAGGGCAAGGCCGAGCACUCAGGCCCCCUCCACUGGAGGGCCAUGAAGGCACUGAAGGGGCCUGAGGUGGAGAGCUUCGUGUCUCAGUACACCCUGCUUCAGACCGGGCACCUGGAGCCCACUGCCCCCUGACCCCACGCCCACUGCCCCCAUGCCCACUGACCCCACGCCCCUGACCCCACACUGCCCACUGACCCCACACUGCCCACUGACCCCCCACUGCCCCCUGACCCCCACUGCCCACUGACCCCCAUGCCCACUGACCCCACACUGCCCACUGACCCCCACUGCCCACUGACCCCCAUGCC
This is a messenger RNA of Leucoraja erinaceus (little skate), 1876 nucleotides long. RefSeq names its product UTP6 small subunit processome component (gene utp6). Gene Ontology annotation, molecular function: protein binding; snoRNA binding. Gene Ontology annotation, cellular component: Pwp2p-containing subcomplex of 90S preribosome; small-subunit processome. Lineage: Eukaryota; Metazoa; Chordata; Chondrichthyes; Rajiformes; Rajidae. Gene Ontology annotation, biological process: maturation of SSU-rRNA from tricistronic rRNA transcript (SSU-rRNA, 5.8S rRNA, LSU-rRNA). The record is from RefSeq and is a predicted model, not a curated record.